AUGUCGAUCUUUCCAAAUAGUUUUUCGGACAAUGUUAAAAUCGAUCCAUCAAUUAAAACAUUAACACUUAAUGGAAAAUUAUGUCCACAACCAUCACCUUUUAAUCCAUUGUUGCUUUAUAAUUCCCCAACCGGAUGGAAUGCUGUGCUUGUUGGAUUAUUAGCUUCUAUAUUAACAAUUAUUUUUCUAUUAACAUGUCUUUAUUAUAUAGUUUGUCGUCGUCGACAUUCUAAUGAAUUAUCGGAUAGUUCAGCACCUGUUGAACAAAAUGGAACAACAUCAAUACCGAUAACAAGUUUAUCACAAACGGCAAUUACAACAUUUANACAUAAUAAUAAUCGACGAAAACAGACAGCAAAAAUUUAUAAGCCUAAUGAUAGUGAAUCGAUUAGCAUCGGUUUACAAACAACAAGUGAAAUUGAAAAUAAUACGAAAGAACUCAUUCAAUAUUUUAAUGCUCAAGAACGAUCAAACUCUUCAACAAUGACAUCAUCAUUGAACACAAUAAAUCCUAGUAUAUUAUCAAACAUAUCUUUUGAUGAAAGUCAAACAAAUAUUAGUUUAAACACUGAUGAACAUCAAUCAUCAUCAGAACAAUCAUUAACAUCAUCAUCAUAUUAUUCAGUAAUAAAAACUUUACAUAAACCCAUAGCUCGACGAGCUGAUGGUAGUGAAGUGAAAGUUAUUUCAAAAGAAAAUUCAUUACAAUAUACAACAUCAAAUGUUUUACCUUUUAAUCAUUGUUAUUUUCCACGUUCAUUAUUAUCACGUGAACAAAUUAAUAUAAAUAAAAUAACAAAAAGACAAUUACCUUCUCCUCCUAUUGAACAAUACAAUAAAAAUCAAUUAUUUCAUUUACUUGAUCAAUUAGAUAAUGAAUGUUCUCCUGUUGAUUUUGCAACUAUACUUGAUCAAUUAACUUUAUCAUCUGUUCAAAUACAACAAAUCGAUAAUAGUAGUAUAUCAUUGAUUAAUAAUGAUGAAUAUGAUGAUAAUGAAAAUAUCUUUAUUAUACCAAAUCUAUUCGAUGAAUCAUUAUCAUUAUCUGAUUAUUAUACAAUAUCGACUUUUAAUAUAGAUGAUCCAAGAAAAAUGACUCUCUAUACAAUGACAAUAGGUACAGUGCAAUUAAAGCCAUCUUGUUUAAUUCCAUAUUCAAUUCUUAAUGGUCGACGACCUUUAUUACAAUCUUCAAUUGAAACAGAUUUUAAACAAGUUCGUUCUAAACGACAAAAACAUAUAUGUCAAGUAACAGCUAUUGAAUCAUUGACAGAUAUAGAAUAUCUUAGAGAAAAUGAUAUUAUAUUAAAAAUAAAUAAUCAAUCUGUAUACCAUUUAAAUAUCAAUGAUAUCAUAGAUAUUUUACAACAACAAUACAAAACAUCAAAUUAUUGUUUAUUAACAAUAGCUCGACUUUGUCAACCAUUCAUUUAG
Rotaria sp. Silwood2 is the source of this 1434-nucleotide messenger RNA. The record is from the annotation of a GenBank genome assembly. Lineage: Eukaryota; Metazoa; Rotifera; Eurotatoria; Philodinida; Philodinidae.